Messenger RNA from Phodopus roborovskii (desert hamster), 6717 nucleotides. It is a transcript of the gene Pde5a, whose product is annotated as phosphodiesterase 5A. NCBI's taxonomy places the organism in Eukaryota, Metazoa, Chordata, Mammalia, Rodentia, Cricetidae. The transcript is spliced from 21 exons. Gene Ontology annotation, molecular function: protein binding; 3',5'-cyclic-GMP phosphodiesterase activity. Gene Ontology annotation, biological process: signal transduction. Bases 410 to 2905 code for a protein of 831 amino acids. The record is from RefSeq and is a predicted model, not a curated record.
CUCGCUCGAGGGGUCUCCUCGAAGCCCGCGCGCGCGCUGGCCUCCCGCGCGCCGACCUGGGCUGAACUAACAAGUUCGGCUUUGGAGAAGGGGCUGGAGCCCCGCCACCGGCGCCUUGGGGCAACGGCCGUCGAGCAGCUGGUGCUGGCCGCCCGAGCCGGGAGGGAGACUCUCGCCGGGCGGGGAUGCUGGACGAGCUGGCGGGGACUCGCCUGUGCGUGGCCGCCACUCGGCCCGGCGCUGCCCGCCAGGGGGCGACGCCACGCGGGGUCCUCAGCCGGCGACCCGCCUCGAAGAGGCGGCGGGGGCCGUAGGGGAGCCGGCCGAGCAUCCCCCGAACUCCUCCGGCCCUCAGAGUCUUCCGAGUCCACCUUCCGAGGAGUUUGGAAACGAGCGACCCACGUUUGCUAUGUUGCCCUUUGGAGACAAAACGAGAGAAAUGGUCAACGCAUGGUUCUCAGAGAGAGUUCACAACAUCCCUGUAUGCAAGGAAGGCAUCCGAGCCCACACGGAGUCCUGCGCCUGUUCUUUGCAGCAGAGUUCUCAGGCAGACAAUACCACCGCUGGAGCACCAGCCAGAAAAAUCUCUGCCUCUGAAUUUGACCGGCCUCUUAGACCCAUUGUAGUCAAGGAUUCCGAGGGAACUGUGAGCUUUCUUUCUGACUCAGGAAAAAAGGAACAGAUGCCACUAACCCCCCCAAGAUUCGAUAGUGACGAAGGGGACCAGUGCUCCAGACUCUUGGAAUUAGUAAAAGAUAUUUCCAGUCAUUUAGAUGUCACGGCCUUAUGUCACAAAAUUUUCUUGCAUAUCCAUGGACUCAUUUCUGCCGAUCGCUAUUCCCUGUUCCUUGUUUGUGAGGACAGCUCCAAAGACAAAUUUCUUGUCAGCCGCCUCUUUGAUGUCGCUGAAGGUUCCACACUGGAGGAGGCUUCCAAUAACUGUAUCCGCUUGGAGUGGAACAAAGGCAUUGUGGGACAUGUGGCAGCUUUUGGUGAGCCCUUGAAUAUCAAAGAUGCCUAUGAGGAUCCUCGGUUCAAUGCUGAAGUUGACCAAAUUACAGGUUACAGGACACAGAGUAUCCUUUGUAUGCCAAUUAAAAACCACAGAGAAGAGGUUGUUGGUGUAGCCCAGGCCAUCAACAAGAAAUCAGGAAACGGUGGGACAUUCACUGAGAAGGAUGAAAAGGACUUCGCUGCCUAUUUGGCAUUUUGCGGUAUUGUUCUUCACAAUGCUCAGCUGUAUGAGACGUCACUGCUGGAGAAUAAAAGAAAUCAGGUAUUGCUUGACCUUGCUAGCUUAAUAUUCGAAGAGCAGCAGUCAUUAGAAGUAAUUCUGAAGAAAAUAGCUGCCACUAUUAUCUCCUUCAUGCAGGUGCAGAAGUGCACCAUAUUCAUCGUGGACGAAGACUGCUCUGACUCUUUCUCUAGUGUGUUCCACAUGGAGUGUGAGGAAUUAGGAAAAUCAUCCGAUACUUUAACAAGGGAGCAUGAUGCAAACAAAAUCAAUUACAUGUAUGCUCAGUAUGUCAAGAACACAAUGGAGCCACUUAAUAUCCCUGAUGUCGCUAAGGACAAACGAUUUCCCUGGACAAAUGAAAACACAGGGCGUACGAGCACACAUCGCAUUGGAAGUUUGCUUUGCACACCUAUAAAAAAUGGGAAGAAGAACAAAGUCAUAGGAGUUUGCCAACUUGUCAAUAAGAUGGAGGAGAAUACUGGCAAGAUUAAACCUUUCAACCAAAAUGAUGAACAGUUCCUGGAAGCUUUUGUUAUCUUCUGUGGCUUGGGGAUCCAGAACACACAGAUGUAUGAAGCGGUGGAGAGAGCCAUGGCCAAGCAAAUGGUGACUUUAGAGGUCCUGUCUUACCACGCGUCGGCAGCAGAGGAGGAAACAAGAGAGCUCCAGGCUUUAGCGGCUGCUGUGGUGCCAUCUGCCCAGACCCUUAAAAUUACUGACUUCAGCUUCAGUGACUUUGAGCUGUCUGAUGUGGAAACAGCACUGUGUACAAUUCGGAUGUUCACUGACCUCAACCUUGUGCAGAACUUCCAGAUGAAACACGAGGUUCUCUGCAGAUGGAUUUUAAGUGUUAAGAAGAAUUACCGGAAGAACGUUGCCUAUCACAAUUGGAGGCACGCCUUUAACACGGCACAGUGCAUGUUCGCUGCUCUAAAAGCAGGCAAGAUUCAGAACAAGUUGACGGACCUGGAGACACUUGCGUUGCUGAUCGCCGCUUUAAGUCAUGAUUUGGAUCAUCGUGGUGUGAACAACUCAUACAUACAGCGAAGCGAACACCCGCUGGCUCAGCUCUACUGCCACUCCAUCAUGGAGCACCAUCACUUUGAUCAGUGCUUGAUGAUUCUAAAUAGCCCAGGCAACCAGAUUCUCAGUGGCCUCUCCAUUGAAGAAUAUAAGACCACUCUGAAAAUAAUCAAGCAAGCAAUUUUAGCUACAGACCUAGCACUGUACAUUAAGAGACGAGGAGAGUUUUUUGAACUUAUAAGAAAAAAUCAAUUCAGUUUUGAAGAUCCUCUUCAAAAGGAAUUAUUUCUAGCAAUGCUGAUGACUGCCUGUGAUCUCUCUGCAAUUACAAAGCCCUGGCCUAUUCAACAACGGAUAGCAGAACUCGUGGCAGCUGAAUUCUUCGAUCAAGGAGACAGAGAGAGAAAAGAACUCAACAUCGAGCCUGCUGAUCUAAUGAACAGGGAGAAGAAAAAUAAGAUCCCAAGUAUGCAAGUUGGGUUCAUAGAUGCCAUCUGCAUGCAGCUGUAUGAGGCCCUGACCCAUGUUUCAGAGGACUGUUUGCCCUUGCUGGAUGGCUGCAGGAAGAACAGACAGAGAUGGCAGGCCCUCGCAGAGCAGCAGGAAAAGGCGCUUAUUAAUGGGGAAAGCAGCCAGACCAAGUGAGACUGACAGCGCAUCCCCCUGCGCAAACUGCCUGGUUUCUCCAUGCACUAUGCGUAUUUGUGUGCACUCUGCCACUGCUGUAUUUUGUUUUUGCACAGCUUUUGAGGGCAUAGCAUGAAUUGUUUUAGGGAUUACUGCCUAUCCACUAAAGUGAAAUGAGGAGUCAUUCACUUUGAACACAUUGAUAAGAAUGGUGUCAGUGGCUUUCCCACACUCAGCUUGGUUUUGCUCGGGGUGGGGGUUAUAAAUAACUGCCUUUGUGUUUCUGAGUCACUGGUCUUUCAAACACGUUAGGAGUCUUUCUCAAAAGUAGGUUGGAGGCAAAUUGAUUAUGCUCUGGGACAUCAUGAGAUGAAUGUUGACUGGGUGGAUUGUAGGGAGAAAUGAGGGGAAACUUGAAGUCUUAGCGUAGGUAAGGCGUUGAGAAACAAGAUGUGGUACCCAAUUGCUCUGCUCUUUCUGGGAUGGGGAAAACUUGCAGUACAGCCCAUCUAUGUGGCCGAGCAAACAGUUCUACAGCCAAUCUAUGUAGCAACCCUUCAUUCAGCACGUAGUCUCAGAACCCCACCUAAAGCCCAGGGCCAGAUGAUCCCCCCCCCCCACUAACUUCCCUUGAGAGAGUAUGUGCCAGACACAGGAGGGCUGGGAAUAGCUCUCAGCCAAGAGGAAUGUUCCACCCGAAGAUCUUUCUGACAAUCUGCAUUUUAAAUACUGAAAACUUUAAAAAACGAUUUCUUUUUAACUUUUCAUCGCCUAAACACAACAAUCAAGUUCCAACGGAAAAGUCCAGGGAGCACUUGCCUGAAGUCAGACAUGUCUACAGUAUGAAAGUGCAAAAAUUCGCCUUUAUUCCUCUCUCAAAUUUACAGGAAAAGAAGAUAAUUAGAUGAGUAGCAGAGGUUUGUCUCUGAAAGGGAGCUCAGACAAUGAGUUCAAAGGAACAGAGUGUGAAAUCUUCUGCCUGAAUAAAAACAGCCUUCGGUAUUGGGAGCAGAUAGUGAGCCACAUCCAGGAGCUGGGGUAGGGAAGAGUGUCUGUUCCAAAGGGGAAGAAAUGUUUGCAUUUGAGGAGGAUUAGAGGGAUUUGACUCAUUAACGCCCGCCCUUCCCCACCUCCUCCCAAAGUGGGCGAAGUAUCUGACCUGGGUUUCUAAUGUUAACUUGGAUCAAAAUGGUUUCUUUUUCCUUUUCUCUUUGCUUAAAUUCAACAUGUCCACUUUAGAUCCUGUGUAUGUACAUUUUAAUGUGGCUUUGUUCUUACUGAGAUGAGGAAAGGCAAAGCAGGUUAUACAUUACUGCUUUGUAUUGGUGGUGGGGGGUGUCACCAAUGCUGAUUGUAUUAUUGUUGUAAUACUUGUAUUUUCAGAAUAUUAUUUUAUUUGUGUUUCAAUUGUAUAAAUGAAAUCUGUAAGGUUGCCUCUAAUGCACUGGUGUGUAAAUUACACAGGCUGUCACUAACAAUAGUCAUAUCGGCAUACUGUAUACAUCCAUGCACGCAUACAUAAUUCCUGAGUGUAGAUAUGUGCUUAGAGAACACUCUCUUAGCCCAGCACCGAACCCCACAAGCUGUGACUGAGCAGUUAUGCUGAAAUGCAGUUGUAUUUGUAGCUUAAGUCACUGAGAACAUUUUUAAGGAUGACAUUCUAUGUGGAGGAUUUGUCUGCCAUGUUAACAAGCAAGAAGUCAGAGUGGAAAUUAUUUGGUUUGCUUUAGUAAUGGUUUAUUUUACCUACUAAUAUAAGCAUUAAAAUAGGAGGAGCAGUGCCAUGCCUAUGUUAUGUUAUUGCUGGGUAUUUUAGUACUAUUUUAUUCAAAUAAUUUUUAUUUUAUAGGAAAACCAUUCCAUACGUGGAUUUCUGUCUGUGGUACAAGAACACAAAUCACAGUUUUUGUUCUGAAUGUGAAUAUUUCCUUUCUAGUAGCCUCUCAAGUUGGGAUAUAUUUAUUAUAUUAUUAUAAUCUCUCCCUUAUGCUGCCAUGUAUUGAUAUUGCCCAUAAUGAACAAGAUAUUGUUCUUGUCCUAGACCGUUUGUUUGGUUACUUGCUUGACUGGCUAUAGAAAAAUAAUAUAACAUUUAAUUUUAAUUUUUAGCCAGAAAAAUCCCUGUGUUUUGGUAACUUGUCUAUAAGGUUUUCUGAUCUUAUAUGUUUAGAAGAUCUGCCUUUGCUGGUCAUGAUGCUGUGUGAAUGUGUGUAAGUCAAUUAACCUCUGCACCUAAGGAAGCUGUAUUCCUAAUGUAGUUAGGUUUGGACAAAGCCUGUGAUCAAAGAAAAUGUCACAGGAGGCAGCUAGCUCCUAAGCCUUUCUUACGGGCCUUUGAGACCACUGUCGGAAAUGGGGUAUUGGAGUAGAGAAGUGAUCUCAUCCCAUAGGUCAUUUCUCAUGUUGAGUUCUUCAGAUGGAAAGCAAGUACAUUUAAUCCACUCCACAUGGACCUGGCUCGGAGCAUAGAGCCAGGAUGCUGCUUUGUCACUGGCUGAUUAAUUACAAAGAAGAGUUUCUGUUAGUAGCAGCAUGGAGAUAAGGAUGGAUAUGGAAAUGUACUAGAAAUAUUGGUUUCUUGAAGGAACUUGAAUCCCAGACAAUUUUUGCCUACCAGUAAAGUGCCUUUACUCUCAGAGUGUCGCAGAAGUGUGAGGCUUGGCACCUAUUAUUGCAUUUCCAAAUAUCCUGGGGUUUCCACUAGAUUGCACUCCUAAACCGUAGCAGGUAAGCAGCAAUGCUUUACUUUAGCCUGAUUUAAGAUGACAGAAGACAAAGUGUUCCCUUGCUCUCCUGUAAACAGCUGUUUCAAAUAAGGUGGCAGAAUGUAUUUACUUGGUAUAAGCCAUGCAUCAGGCCACCUUUUAUUAAAUGCUCUCCAUAUGUUAUUAAAUCUUGUCUGUAUGUUAGGUACAGUGCUCGGGGCUGAGUCAGAGCAGUAACUCCAAGGAGCUCACAGGCUAUCAAGGAAAUAACUAAGAACAUUGUUUCUCACCUCACCAACUUCACGAGCAGGAGUAGAGGCUGUUCCAUCACUUUCCUGUUCAUCUGCACCAUGCAUACUGUGCACCUUUCCCCAGAGUUUCUUAUCCGUCUGUGAACACCCUGUCUUCCUGUCACCAUGGAUCUUUUAACCUGCUGAUAGCCUGAAGAACACCUGUGUGAGCAGUCACAUCUUCCGUGAUCAUGUUUCCAUAUUCCAGUCAGGCUGUGAGGGGUCAGAGUUCUCGUGAAUCCCCUCUGCCCUCUCACAAAGAGCAAAGAAGCAAGUGUUAGAGCUUACCUCACCCCGCUUCAUUCUUAUCAAAAAGCCUGUGUGGACCUGUCUUGAAUGUUGUUGAAAGUGAUGUAAAUAGCUGAAAAUGUAAAUUUCUAUUACAGUUUAAGAAUUCUAAUGAACAAUCACUCACCACUAUUGAGAUCUAUUUGUAUUCUUAAUGCCUUUUCAAUAUAUCUGAACAAAUAUAUAGUUUCUGGCACUAUUUUUAUACUAGCAUACAGGAGUUACUGUGUAAAUUAUGUUUUGUUGUGAAGCCAUUUAAAAUGAUUGAAAUGCUGGUUUCUUUUCUUUCCUCUCACCACGCCAAAAACCAUUUCCGACCAUCCUUCUGUGAGGGGUGGGUCACUGUGCAGAAGCGGAAAUGCUUGCCCACCCACCCCGGUCCCUGUAGAGGUAGACAUGAUCGAGGUGGUUUUCCAUUGUGCAAAGUCGUCACACGUCAAUUGUAUCAUUUUGCAGUGCUGUAAAAAUAAAAUGAAUGGACAAGAACUGGAUGUGGUGUAAUCAUUAGGGGGUAUUGAGGUUUAAGAAUAAGGAAAUGAUAGGAAAA